UUAAAGAUCGCUGCCAGCGAAACCAACGGAUAACCAAAGCCAGUAUCCAGCAACAAAUGCCUUGGAAAAUAUUUUUGAAAAAUUCCAAGCCCAAAACCCAAAGCCACAAAGCCAACCGAUUCAGUUCGAGAAAUUAGCCAGAGGUGAAAAGUGCAUUGCUACAUUGCUACACAGAUACUGAUUUUGUUUUAAAAAUCGCACACCCAAAACCAGUUGAAAAAUAUAUUUUCGAGUGCCCCAGUGACAGUGCAAGAAGUUCCCGCAAAUAAAUCAAAUUUGUGCAACGCGAUAAUACCCAAAAUCUAUAUUCGAAUAAAUACAACUAAAUAUCGUGUCGUUGUUGCGUCGCUGUUGACAAAAGUGCAAUACCAUACAAGUAUAUAUACACCGAAUAAUAAUAUAUUUAUAACAACCAAUUACAUAUUGUUAAUCAAAAGUAAUUAAAUACGCAAACCAAGGCGAAAUAUUGAAAGUACACAGAGUGCGGUUGACGAAAAGCAAAUUGCAAGAAAUCGGAAUAAAAAACAAAAACAGAGUUACACGCCCGGAUUUGAUUGCAUUUUUUUGCGGUGUAAUUGUAAAUUUUCAACGCUGCAAUUCUGUCCCAAAGUAUCAGAUUCCGACUCGCAGUGAACACUAUUAUGCAUAUUCGAGUUCGUAUGAAUUCUGAUUUCUGAAUUUCCGCUCGGACUUUGCCAAAAUCAGCAGAAAACAAAACUCUUUCGUCAGUCAAAUGAUAGACUCGCGACGAUACUACGCACAAACCCAUGUUGGAUUAUAAUUUAUACCCUUAAAUUUGGGGGCUACAAUGCGGCCAGAAGUAUACGAUGUUACUACAGUUCACGCUGCCCAAUGUCAGGACUAUUUUUAUACUGAUGGUUGCUGUGGUUGUUCUGGCGAUGCCAACAUGCGCCGCGAAAACACGCUAUGUUUUAACAUUGAAGAACAAGGAACGUGCGCUGAACAUCAAUUCGCACGGCAAAGUGACCGCCGCGAACAUAUUGCUAACAUAUCAAUACUUCACGAUGGAAGGUGUCAACGAUGUGCUGAGCUCGGACUUCAAGUUGACCAUCUAUGCGGCGGAUGUAAACUACUAUCUGUGCUUCCAUCAAGGCAGACUUGUUGGAAAGAAAAACGCCACAAAGGACUGUCAAUUCAGGGAGAGGAUGGUUGGUGGCUAUCACGAAUACACCAGCGCCUACAAUCCGUCACUUCGUUUGGGGUUCAAGGGCAACUUUCGGCAAAUUGGCCCAAAGGAUUUGGCCAAGCCGCGAGUGAUGGAGAAGGCCAUAUUCUCCUUCUUUCUUGCGGAUGAGCAGAAGUUCAGCGGAAUCCUUUCGAAAGUUUCGGAGAAACACAAGGCCGCCACCACCACCACCAGCACCACCACAACCACAUCAACCACAACAACAACAACACCACCCAGUACUACCAAAAUCAGCUCCACAACAACAACAACAACCACAACAAAAUCAACAACAACAACAGUAAGCCCAAUGGCGGUCACAAAACGCGCGCGUUCAAAGUCGCGUCGCCCAACAAGUAUUAAUAGCGAUAGUACCAAGAGCAACAUCCCUGAAGAAUUGAGCAACAGCAAUAGCCUUAAGUCCUACAACCAAGCCAAUAGCAACAACAAUAUUGAGCUGAACCUGCAAGAGCAGGUGAUCCUGCAGAGGAAUCGCAAGCAACAACGCCGCCAUAGGUUGCAACAAAAGCAACAGUUGCCGCAGCAACAGCAGCAUCGCCGUCGCCACCGGCCACAUGGCGCAGUGGGUGUGAUGGCCCAUCCGCAGCCCAAGAAUCUGGUGGUGCGCCAUCACCACAACAAUGCCACCGCGAUGGAGCGCCGCCGCCGUCGCCGCUUGGAGCGGCAGCAACACAAGUUGCAGCGGGAGCUGUGGGAGCAGGAGCAGCGGGAGGCGGGCGAGCGGGAGCGGGAGAGGGAGCGGGCGGAGCACCUGCCCAAGGCCGCCUCCUCGGCCUCGUCCUCCUCCUCCUCGACGUCCUUCUCCUCGACGGCCUUGACCGCCACGGCCGCCUCGUUGGCGCCGAGCGCCUUCAAUCUGGUGGCCAUCAUGGCCGCCAGUCGUCGCAAGCGGGACAGGCGAAAACGCUCGACGGCGGCAACAGGUGGUGCCACUGGUGGUGGUGCCACAGGUGGUGGUGGUGCAGCGGGAGUGAGGGGCAACAGCAGCCCGCCCGCUGCCGAUAUGCAACUGGUGGAGCUACCCUCGCAGCGGCAGCUGCAGCAGCAGGACGAGCCACCACACACAAACGAAUACUCAAAAGCCUAUGUUAAUAGUAAUAGUAACUUAAACUUAAACCUAAACCUACUAAUUGAUAGUAAUAGCGCUAAUGUUAAUCAUGCAAUACCUGCCUUGCCAAAAAACUACAACUACUUGUACAGUAACGAGCAUUAUAAUUUGAAUACUAAAAGUAGCACGACUGAUUCUAGUAGUUUAGACGAUAGCCCUAAGUUCGAUAGUCCAAAUAGCCAUAGCCCUAGCCAUAGCGAUAGCGAUAGCAAUAGCAAUAGCAAUAGCCAUAGCCACAGCGCGUUCAAUCAGAAUAUUGACAAUAAUCUUAAGCAACUAAACGAUCGAAUUGACCCUGUUUCGACUGCCAGCCAAGUUGGGACAUCAGUGAGCGGAGGUGAAGGUGAGGGGGAGACAGUUGGCGAGACUGUCGUGGAGAAUCGCAAUCAUAUUGAUGCUAAUAAUAUAAUCGACGAUAGCUAUCCGAACGACGAGGAGCACGAGGAGCUAGUUCUAAAGAAACUCCUUCGUGGCCUGCAGAAGUUGCAACUGCAACAGCAACAGCAACGGCAACACGACGAGCAGCAGCAGCAACAACUUAAUAUUGAUAACCCUAACGAAAAUAUUAAUGUUGUUAACGAUAAUCAGAAUCAUAAUGGUAAUGAUAGUGGGCUGCUGACAAACAAUAACCAUAAUAGUAAUUACAAUGAGCAAUUUGCGAAUGACGAUGAAACGAUACGAAUUCAAAAUAAUAAAUAUGAAACACAUAUAGUACAAUACAAACAUGCAAUAUUUAUUUCGAAAAUACUGGCUCUUCAGAAAGCAAUACCAAUAGCCGCCAACGAUGGCCACUUGCAUCCGCAAUCGGCUGAUGUUGCCGUUGUGCCGCUCAUGUUGCCCGUGUUGCUCGUGUCGCUCGUGUUGCUCAUGUUGCUGCUGGGACGGGACAUUGUCGCCGCUGUCAGCGUUUGUCAAAUGAAUGCACCGCAGAAGCCAAUGGACAGCGGCAACAUGGGUGGGCACCGCCACAUUGACUUCGACUUCGACUUGGACUCCGACUCCGACUCCGACUCAGACUCAAACUUGGACUCGGACUCUCGGCGUUGA
Molecule: messenger RNA, 3362 nt
Organism: Drosophila ficusphila
Lineage: Eukaryota; Metazoa; Arthropoda; Insecta; Diptera; Drosophilidae
Exons: 6
Coding region: 828-3362 (844 amino acids)
Molecular function (GO): growth factor activity
Source: RefSeq, a predicted model, not a curated record